Talaromyces stipitatus ATCC 10500 is the source of this 1396-nucleotide messenger RNA. Its product is annotated as malate dehydrogenase, NAD-dependent. Gene Ontology annotation, molecular function: L-malate dehydrogenase (NAD+) activity. The record is from RefSeq and is a predicted model, not a curated record. Lineage: Eukaryota; Fungi; Ascomycota; Eurotiomycetes; Eurotiales; Trichocomaceae. The transcript has 9 exons. Gene Ontology annotation, biological process: malate metabolic process; tricarboxylic acid cycle. Gene Ontology annotation, cellular component: cytoplasm. Bases 57 to 1049 code for a protein of 330 amino acids.
CACUCAAUUGAUCUGUUUCUUCCAUCUCAUCGCGAGUUCACAGCAUACAGACCAUCAUGGUUAAAGCAGUCGUUCUCGGUGCCUCUGGUGGUAUCGGCCAGCCUCUCUCACUCCUGCUCAAAGCUAGCCCCCUCAUUGAUGAGCUUUCCCUCUACGAUGUCGUCAACACCCCUGGUGUUGCAGCCGACCUUUCUCACAUCUCCAGCCCUGCUAAAAUCACCGGCUACCUCCCUGCAGACGAUGGCUUGAAGAAGGCCCUCACCGGUGCUGACAUUGUUGUCAUCCCUGCCGGUAUUCCUCGCAAGCCGGGAAUGACCCGUGACGACCUUUUCAAGGUCAACGCUGGUAUCGUCCAGACUUUGGUUAAGGGCAUUGCAGAGUUCAGCCCCAAGGCUUUCGUGCUCAUCAUUUCCAACCCCGUCAACUCUACCGUCCCCAUCGCCGCCGAGGUCCUCAAGGCUGCCGGCGUAUUCGACCCCAAGCGUCUCUUCGGUGUUACCACAUUGGAUGUUGUCCGUGCUGAGACCUUCGUCCAGGAGUACAGUGGCCAGAAGGAUCCCUCCCAGACCACCAUCCCUGUUGUUGGUGGGCACUCCGGUGACACCAUUGUGCCACUCUUCAGCCAAGCCAAGCCUGCUUUCGAGAUCCCUGCCGACAAAUACGAUGCUCUCGUGAACAGAGUCCAAUUCGGUGGUGACGAGGUUGUCAAGGCCAAGGACGGUGCUGGCUCAGCCACCCUUUCCAUGGCCUAUGCUGGUUUCAGAUUCGCCGAGAGCGUGAUCAAGGCUGUUAAGGGUACCAAGGGUAUCGUCGAGCCCUCCUUUGUCUACCUCCCUGGUGUGCCAGGCGGUGAAGCCAUCUCCAAGACCACCGGCGUGGAGUUCUUCUCCGUGCCUAUUGAACUCGGGCCCGAAGGUGUAGCCAACGCCGUCAACGUCCUCGAAAACACCACCGAGACUGAGAAGAAAUUGCUCGAAGUUGCCGUCAAGGGUCUCAAGACCAAUAUUGAAAAGGGCAUUGACUUCGUCAAGAACACCCCACCAAAGUAAACUCCAGUGCCACCCAUGACUAGUAGCAAGUCAGUCUAUUGAACAUCCUUGUUUCGCAACAAAUUGUUUAACGAGCUGGCUUCCAAUGCAAUUUAAGGACAUUGCUAACUUGUUUGUCAUGAAAGAUAGAUUGUGAUACAUGAUAUGACGUGAUGGAGAUAUAUGACUCCCAAUAUUAUGAAGCAAAGCCGGUGACUCGCUGUCUUACAGUUAGACACGAGAAUUCGAUAGCCGGUUCUGGCGUAUCAAUAAAUUGCCAGUUUGAAUGAUCUUCUUCCAAGUAGACCGUUUGCACGUACGUAGACUGUACUCUGAUUUAAGCAUGGACAUAGAGCAUAGUUCACGUC